UUGGCGGGUUUGCUUCUGCAAACGCACAGAAGCAGAUAAUCCCUUUCGUCAUUUCCGUGGAAGAUAAGAUCGAAAGGAAAAACUCCAAAACCCUAAUCUUCUCUUCCAAAACCCUAAUUCCAGAUACUCUGCUGAAAUCUAGGGUUUUGGAGAAACCGCCAUGGAAGCAAGAUCCUCAGAGCAUUAAAGCUCGCGACUCUCCCGCCAGUCAUGAACUCCUCCCCUGCCUUUCUUCACUGCAGUUCUUGCUGCAAUAUCCGUUUCUAUCCGUUCAUCACUUCUUCGACCAGUGUGAGUAGGAAAUGCUUUAGAAGGAGCUAUAGGCGAGUGAAUUCUUAUUCAAGUAUUAGGUCAGAGCUUUCAGAGAAGCGUUGGAUUGGAUGCCGAGCUACAUCAUCAGAGACUGAGACAGAGCCCGAGAGCAACAAUGACAAGGAUAAAAAUGGAGAAACAUCAUCUUCAACUGAUCCUCUCAUGCAAAAUAAUGGGCACCUCGAUUCUCAGCCAGUAAUUGAUGAAAAUAAUGCCCAAUCUAUUGGCAUGGAAAGACUAGACUUGAAGGAUUCACUAGAGGAAAAUGAUCUGGAGCUCAAUGCUCAAGGUGGCACCCAGGAGAGUGCUGAUAAUAUGGAAGUUACGAGUGGCUCUCCUCUGCCAGGUGUGAAGCAACUUGGUGAACCCAUCAAGAUCCCAAAGGCAACAAUUGACAUUCUCAAGGACCAAGUUUUUGGUUUUGACACUUUUUUUAUAACAAACCAGGAGCCCUAUGAGGGUGGAGUAUUGUUCAAGGGGAAUCUGCGAGGCAAGGCAGCUAAUGCCUAUGAAAAGAUAACAAAAAGGAUGCAGGAUAGAUUUGGGGAUGAAUAUAAGCUUUUCCUUCUCAUCAAUCCAGAGGAUGAUAAGCCAGUUGCAGUUGUGGUUCCCAGGAAAACCUUACAACCAGAGACAACUGCUGUCCCAGAAUGGUUUGCAGCUGGUGCAUUUGGAUUGGUCACAAUUUUUACUUUACUUCUUCGGAAUGUACCUGCACUGCAAUCAAAUUUUCUAUCGGCAUUUGAUAAUCUUGAAUUGUUGAAAGACGGCCUUCCUGGAGCCCUUGUAACUGCAUUUGUUUUAGGGGUUCAUGAAGUUGGUCACAUUCUAGUUGCAAAAAGCGUUGGAGCUAAGCUUGGAGUCCCGUACUUUGUUCCUAGUUGGCAGAUUGGCUCAUUUGGUGCCAUUACAAGGAUUGUAAGUAUUGUGUCCAGCCGCGAGGAUCUUCUAAAGAUUGCAGUUGCAGGACCUUUGGCUGGAUUCUCUGCAGGAAUUAUUCUUCUGCUCUUGGGGUUCAUCUUGCCACCUUCUGAUGGUAUUGGUAUUAUAGUUGAUGCAGCCGUGUUCCAUGAAUCAUUUCUCACUGGGGGCAUUGCAAAGCUUCUUCUAGGAGACGUUCUGAAAGAAGGAACUCCUCUCUCUGUAAACCCACUUGUUAUAUGGGCAUGGGCGGGCCUUUUAAUCAAUGCCAUUAACAGCAUCCCUGCAGGAGAGCUCGAUGGAGGUCGCAUAUCUUUUGCUCUAUGGGGAAGAAAGGCUUCGACUCGCGUCACUGGUGCCUCCAUUGCAUUGCUUGGAUUAGCCUCAUUAUUCAAUGACGUCGCAUUCUAUUGGGUUGUCCUGAUAUUCUUCUUGCAGAGAGGGCCGAUCACUCCACUCUCUGAGGAGGUAACUGAUCCAGAGGACAAGUACGUUGCUCUAGGCAUUGCAGUUUUGAUCUUGGGGCUGCUAGUAUGUGCACCAUACCCCUUUCCUUUUGCAGCUGAAAGUAUGAGUUUCUAGUGACAGUUUGUAUAUGUAUAUUCCCUGCUCAUUUUUCAUACCCAUGGAUGCCUAGAAAACUGUAUCAGUAAGUAGUUCCCUUGAUUCAGCAAUCAGAUGAGGUAGUCCUUACAUCUUCUGAAGUCGCCAUUUAUUUUAUUUGUUGAGUCCAUUUCAUGUAAUAAAUUAUGGUGUUGAAUGUAUCAUCAAUUAUAUGUUAUAACA
Molecule: messenger RNA, 2019 nt
Organism: Magnolia sinica
Lineage: Eukaryota; Viridiplantae; Streptophyta; Magnoliopsida; Magnoliales; Magnoliaceae
Product: probable zinc metalloprotease EGY2, chloroplastic
Exons: 13
Coding region: 211-1815 (534 amino acids)
Biological process (GO): proteolysis
Source: RefSeq, a predicted model, not a curated record